Molecule: messenger RNA, 306 nt
Organism: Prorocentrum cordatum
Lineage: Eukaryota; Dinophyceae; Prorocentrales; Prorocentraceae
Source: the annotation of a GenBank genome assembly
AUGCGGCUCACCGUGGCCCUGAGCAUAAGCUUUUGCAGACGCCUGGCGUCAUGGUUUCGUACCUGCGCCGUCGCUGCCAGCUUUUUCCGGCGGGAAGCCUCAGCGACACACCUUUCUUGCGUCUCUUCGACUUCGGUGGUCCCAUGUAUGGUGUCGGAACGAGAGACGACCGAGCUCUCUUGCAGGAGUUCGCAGGGCUCAACCAGUACUUGUGUGUUGUGCCAGAGAAGGCAUGACGGAAGCCAGUAUGCGAAGGGGAAGGAGGACAUACAGAUGUCCAUUGCACUCGCAGGGGCUUCUCUGUGA